GAGGAAAAACUGUCAACCAUAUCCAAAGUGCAGGACCAAAGAGAAGUAAAUAAUGUAUGCUUUUGUUAGAUUCUUUGAAGACGAUAUGUGCUACGCGUUACCCGUUUCAAAUGUCGAAGAUUUCAGACCUCUGCACAAAACAGAUUUUGAUAAUCAGAAGGUGUAUCUGGUUCACAGAACUGAAGAGAAUGGCAGCGCAGGCCAGCCGUGCGAAGCACAGAUCCUUGCCCUUGCAGAUACAGUAGAGGAAUUUGAAGACAGUAUAAUGCAAAAGAAGAUGAAAAUUCCCAAGAUGUCCAUCAAGAAUUCAGGAAACUCUAUUGAGAACAAUUUUGGAGAGGAGAGGAUGCCUCUCAGACAUAAAAAGGCCCUGUCUCAGGACCACGGACGCCCCCUUUCCAACUCCUCCAAGAGCCUGGCAGCAGUAGUGGCUCGCCUGGAGAGAAAUGCAGCCAGCUCCUGUAUGGAGGGCGAGGAGGACCUGGACGAGGACCGGCUGGCCGAGGAGGGAGAAGAUGCGGACGACGAAGAUGAAGAUAUGGAAGCAGAGCAUCAGCAACAUCAUCACCAGCAGCAACAACAGCAUUUGGAGGUAGACACGGAUUGUGUGUCUGGGAUAGCUGCGGCGGUGGUUCCUAGGGUCCUGUACGAGGAGCUGGUUCACAGCUACAGGCAACAGGAGGAGGAGAUGAGGAGGCUGCAGCAGGAGUUGGAGAGAACCCGCAGGCAGCUGGUGCAGCAGGCCAAGAAGCUGAAGGAAUAUGGCAGCUUGCUGACAGAAGUCAAAGAACUGAGGGACUUCAACAGGAGGCUGCAAGACGUACUUCUCAUGAGACUAGGCAGCGAGCCUAUGCAUGACAAUGGCACUCAGACAAUCAAGGCUGAAGUGGUUGAACCCAUUGUUGAGCCCCAGGAGACAUGCAGAGAAGAAGCCAACACCAGUUCCAGCUACUCACCUUCACCCAGAACAGUGUACACCUGCAACGAUGGGAAGGUACACCUCGGUGGAGGGAUCUGGGUGGAGGAGGAGAAGUGGCACCAGCUGCAGCGGACCCAGGGAGACUCCAAGUUCACAAAGAACCUGGCUGUAAUGAUCUGGGGCACAGAAACCCUCAAGAACCGUAGUGUCACUGGAGUGGCCACCAAAAAGAAGAAAGAUGCCCUGCCCAAACCUCCACUGUCGCCCAGCAAACUGAAAAUCGUCAGAGAGUGUCUCUACGACAGAGUGUCUCAAGAGACAGCCGACAGUGCAGAGAUUACGCAGAGAUUGUCCAAAGUGAACAAAUACAUUUGUGAAAAGAUAAUGGACAUCAACAAGUCCAUCAAGAACGAGGAGCGGCGGGAGUCCAAGCUGCUCAUCAGACAGACAGUCAAGAUGGAAAACUUCACCUACGAUGGCAUGUAGUGAUCAACUGUUGUCACGCCAGCGCCUUCUGCCCCCCCCCCCCUCGUGGUCCGCAGGAUAUUGAGGGGACUUGAUAUGGGUGGUUGGAGGGAUGUUUGUCACAAUUUCAGGAGCAGUCAUUUUUUCUUUGAUACAUCGGAUUGGUUAUUACGUGAAACGUUAAAACAAAUCAACCCCUUUCCCAGCUCCCUAACCAUCACCUUCCUCAGUGCCCAGUUUUCCCAUUGGCUUUACCCACAGACAGCUUUACCCACCAGUGAGAGGUUGUGUGAACUAGUUUGAUAUGAGCUGGUAUGAGUGUUUUUAUAAGCUUUACAGUGGGUUUGGUACAGAGACAUGAUUUAUUGUUGUGUGUGCAUUUGUGUCAAAGGAGAGAUUAGGUGUAAUUGUUAAAUUGAUUUAUUGUUCUGUGUCAGAACAUAGCUUUGAGUCCUAAAACUUUUAAAAAGUAUGAGGUUAUUUCCCUAAGUAAAGUCUUCUGAUGCUACAAAGAUGAUGAUGCUAGCUUGCGUUAGGUCUUAGACGUGUGAACGGCUGGAUAUUUUGGUGACUACCCGAUAACUGCUGGGAACCUGAGUGUUUGCUGUUGGUACUUACUGCAUAAAAUGGGACAUCAGGGUCUCAGAUGCACAAGUCUUAAUUGGUAACAGCCAUAUUUUGCAACAGAGGUUCUGUUGCGCCAAGAGAUUAAUCAUAAGUGUGUGCGCCCCCUUAACUGUAGGUCAGUGACAACACUUUGCUUUAUUAAAGAGACAGCUUACAGAGGUUAAAUGGGAAGUAUGGCUCUAAUGUAGAGUCUAUAGAGUGCUAUAUUUGUUUUGUUUUUUAUGCUGACCAUUUAGUUAUGAGCGUUUGCCAUCAGUGAGAAAGGUUUGGAUGGGAUGUUCCUGUGUUACUCUUAAUCAAACAUGUCACUUUAAGACAAUUUGACUGUUUAAUGAGUUGUAGUGGUACAGGCAUGUUGAUGCCUCGAAAGGCCUUAAAUGGAUUUGGCAAUCACCAGGGCUGGUACGCCCCUGGGUUUUCUAGUAAGCUGUGAUUGUAAAUGUAUAGUAAGCUGAAGCGACGAAGCUUCACCUGCACUUUGCUGUGAGAAUGUGAGAGGUGGCUAGGUACUAUUUUCUGUGUGACUCACACCAUUAAGUUGAGCUGAGCCGGGCUACUUGCUACCCCCCACCUCUUGUAGUUAAAAGAUGCUGCGCUGCACGGGACAAUGUGGGGAAGAAAAAAAACAGGGCACAGCUCUGCGCGGUUCAGGUCAUCUUCAUGUGGAAGCAGUGUUAGCUGUGGGUAAAGCUGUCUGAAACGCUAUUGUGCUGUCUGAAGUCGUCUGGGCCUGCUGAAUCCCAUAAUAACCCCCUCUUUUUUAAGCCACACCACUGGGGAACAAAGUAAGGUCGCUCCAGUGACAAUUUCCUCUGAGCUAUGCCAUCAGAACUUUGAAAAUGUCCUUUUUUUUCUUGUAUGUUUUUUUUUAUGAGUUUUUUUUUUUUCUUCUCUCCAGUUUUUUUAUUGUUUUGAUCCAAAAUGGUUUGUGUGGCUGUCUGCAGGCUGGAACUAAACGCUGCAGAUUGAAAUCUCAACUGUGACCUAGCUGUGGCUAACUGUGAAUCUGCUGCAGAGCUGCCCAUCAAGCCUCUCUCCUCUUCAUACUUUAGAUUCUCGUUUGUCGGUUGGUUUAUUUCCGUCUAUCAUUUUGUCUGUCUUGUUUUUUUGUUUUUUUUUGUUAUUUCAAAAGUUCAGAUCAGCCUUUUGUUAAGCUACCUUUGGAGAAAUUUUAGUGUACAUAAAACAUAUCUUUUUAUUUUUUCCACCAAACAUGGGUAUUUCAGUUUGUAGUCAUGUUACAGUUUUAAAGGUUCUGGUUUAUCUAAUUGAUGUUGUAAUUCCACGUUACCUGACAAUUUCUUGUGUUUCUUUUUACACUUUUUGUUUUUUUCAUAUGAAUUGUUGGCUUUAAGCUUGAUGUUGUAUCCAAAUGUAGAUUGUUAGAAUCUACAAAUGAGAAAAAAAAAUCCCCCUUUCCUGGCCAAAGUGAUCUCUGUGGAACAAGAGAG
Messenger RNA from Epinephelus lanceolatus (giant grouper), 3462 nucleotides. It is a transcript of the gene bend5, whose product is annotated as BEN domain containing 5. Gene Ontology annotation, biological process: negative regulation of DNA-templated transcription. Lineage: Eukaryota; Metazoa; Chordata; Actinopteri; Perciformes; Serranidae. The record is from RefSeq and is a predicted model, not a curated record. Gene Ontology annotation, molecular function: DNA binding.